Molecule: messenger RNA, 2590 nt
Organism: Parasteatoda tepidariorum (common house spider)
Lineage: Eukaryota; Metazoa; Arthropoda; Arachnida; Araneae; Theridiidae
Source: RefSeq, a predicted model, not a curated record
AACAAACUUAUUUUCUCCCAAAUGGUUUCUGAAUCGCGGCUCGAUUCUUCUGCAGGACCAGUUGUUUGGAUUUACGCUCUGUGUAAAUUUUUUUGAGGUGUAAAUAUUUGUUGUGAUAUGUAUGGUGCGCGCAUGUGUGUAGCUGUUUUGGUGUGUCUUAGGUGAUAAUCAUAUUGGAAUUGUACAAAAUCGUGGUGCUACCCUGUUAAACUUGAGUGGAUUUUUAUUUUAAAAGUGUGCAGCGUUUAAUAUGUAAGGUGUUUCGUAAAACUGCUUUACCAUGGAUAUUUCUUGGUAUUCCUAUAACAUGGCUAGUCCAGGCUUAAGUGUGCAUAUUGUGAUGUAAAAUAAAAUGCACUUUCUAGGAUUGCGCGUAAUUUAUUUUUAGUUGAUAGGAAAGCAAGCUUCAAAAUGGAGGAUUAUCAGGAGGGAGAUUUGGUAUGGUUCGAUCCUGGCAUAGGGUACCUUUUGCCCGGAGAAGUGGCGGAUUUCUCCAAACCUGCUCAAGUCAUCACUGUACAAGCCCUCAUCAGUGGAAAACCACAAAAUUUCACUCUUCACAAUCUAGAAAGUGUGCGAAAGCGACAAGAUUUAGGUGCAAAUGGAUUCGAAGACAUGAUCGAGCUUAUUGACCUCAACGAGGCAUCUCUACUAUGGAAUCUUAAAAUUCGCUAUGACAAAGAAAUGAUAUAUACAUAUACGGGUAGUAUUCUAGUUGCAGUCAAUCCCUACAAGAUGUUCGAUAUUUAUGGAUUAGAAAUGGUGAAAAAAUAUGAAGGACAAAUUUUGGGCACCCUACCUCCGCAUUUAUUUGCAAUUGGGAGCUCAGCAUAUGGCAAAAUGAGCAAAGAUAACGAAAAUCAAGUUGUUGUUAUCAGCGGCGAAAGCGGGGCGGGGAAGACAGAAAGUACGAAGCUGAUAAUGCAGUAUCUUGCAGCCGUGAACAAGUCGCCAAGUAACUUAAUUACAGAACAAAUUUUGGAAGCCAAUCCAUUGUUGGAGUCAUUUGGAAAUGCCAAAACAGUCAGAAACGAUAAUUCCAGUAGAUUUGGAAAAUAUAUGGAAGUGCAUUUUAAAGAUGGUGUAAUAACGGGAGCAAGGAGUACAGAGUACCUACUAGAAAAGUCUCGAAUAGUUACUCAGGCUUCUGAUGAAAGAAAUUAUCACGUUUUUUACGAAAUGCUAAGUGGGUUAUCGGAUUCAGAGAAAGAAAAAUAUGGUUUGCAAAGUGCCGAUAACUACUUCUACCUCAAUCAGGGUGGAUGUUUUAAGAUCAAGCCAAAAGACGAUGCCGAGGAUUUCCGAGCUCUAUUAGCAGCUAUGCAGGUCUUAAGCUUCACAUCCGAAGAACAAGAUACCAUAUUCCGCAUUCUUGCAUCUGUACUUCAUUUAGGAAACAUUUAUUUCCACAGAAAACAAUUGAAACAUGGUCAAGAAGGAGUUGAGAUAGGCAGUGAUGCAGAAAUUAGAUGGGCAUCCCACUUACUUCAGCUAUCUUUAGAUGGAAUUUUGCGAGCGAUGACAACAAAAACAACGGAAGCCAGAAAUGAACGAGUCGUCACUCCUUUGAAUAUUGAUCAGGCAUUAGAUGCUAGAGAUGCUAUAGCUAAAGCUCUAUACUCCAGUCUGUUCUCUUGGCUAGUACAAAGAGUCAACAAUAUUGUGUUCAAAGGGCCUAGAAAGACCUCUAUAGCGAUUCUUGAUAUAUUUGGGUUUGAGGACUUCAAAGAAAACAGUUUCGAGCAACUUUGUAUAAAUUAUGCCAACGAAACAUUGCAGUACUAUUUCAAUAAACACGUGUUCAAGUUGGAGCAACAAGAGUAUGCCAAAGAAAGAAUAGAAUGGCAACCUAUAAACUAUCAAGACAACCAACCUGUGCUCAAUCUUAUAGCCAAGAAACCAGUUGGCAUUCUUCCACUUUUAGACGAUGAAAGCAACUUUCCUAAGGCAACUGAUCUGUCUUUCUUAGAGAAGUGCCAUUAUAACCAUGCUCUCAAUGAGUUGUACAGUCGUCCUAGAAUGUCUUCCAUGGAAUUCGGUGUGAAACACUAUGCUGGUCAAGUGUGGUAUUCAGUAGAUGGCUUUCUGGACAAAAAUAGAGACACGCUCAGGAAUGUUGUUGUGGAAUUGCUAAUCAGUAGUAAACUUCCUAUGAUAUCCAAGAUGUUUCAGGAGUUGCGAGAUACUGCAGAAGCUGCUAAGACUAUCAGCAAAAGCAAUGGCCGCUUUGUUACCAUGAAGCCGAGAACGCCAACUGUGGGUGCAAGAUUUCACGAUUCUUUGCAAUCUCUUGUUGACACUAUGGCUAAGUGUCAUCCUUGGUUUGUACGUUGCAUUAAACCAAACAACGAGAAAGCACCUAUGAAAUUUGACAUGCUCAUAGUCCUGGAGCAGCUGCGGUACUCCGGUAUGUUAGAAACAAUAAGCAUCAGGAAAACUGGAUACCCAAUUCGAAUGAAGUUCCAACAGUUUGCUGAAAGGUAUCGAUGCAUAGUACCAGGUAGAUUACCCCGUGGUUCACCAUCCAGAGAUGUAUGUCGAGUCAUUCUUGACAAAAUACCAGGAUCCAAGGACCAGUACCAACUAGGAA